This is a messenger RNA of Coregonus sp. 'balchen', 991 nucleotides long. NCBI's taxonomy places the organism in Eukaryota, Metazoa, Chordata, Actinopteri, Salmoniformes, Salmonidae. The record is from the annotation of a GenBank genome assembly.
GCCUCCGACGGUGAUAGGCCAGUUCCACACACUGUUCUUUGGCUCUGUUCGGAUGUUCUUUCUUGGCGUCCUGGGCUUUGCAGUCUAUGGCAAUGAAGCUCUCCAUUUCAGCUGCGAUCCAGACAGGAGGGAGUUAAACCUCUACUGUUACAACCAAUUUAGGCCUAUAACACCUCAGGUAAGACAGCUUCCUGCAUUAAUUUAUCUGAUAUUAGAAUACAAGCUAGACUGAAACCAUUGGUAAUAUGUCAGAAUCCACAAACAGUUGUGAACUGUGCAUACAAUUAGCAUUUGAGAGCUAUUCCCAUUAAAGGUAGUGGUAAAGAAUCAGAGAUCACCAAUUUUCACUCUACCAUCGUUAUAAUAUUCUACAAAGGAUUAUAUAUAUUUUUUUCACGUCAUCCAUUACAAUAAUAUAAAAUUGAUAUUGUAUAAUGUGAUGAAAACCCAACAGUAUUCAUUCCAGUCAUUAAGUUCCAGUUUAAGUCAAUGUGAAUAACAAAGUCAUGGAACAGAGGGACCAAAGAUGUGAUGUUAUUCAAUGUUGACUUGUGAAUAGGAUGUUUUUCCACUAGCCAGAAUGUUAUUCUGCUUGCAGGUAUUCUGGGCUUUGCAGUUGGUAACUGUUCUAGUCCCUGGAGCUGUAUUUCAUCUCUAUGCUGCCUGUAAAAACAUUGACCAGGAGGAAAUCCUUCAGAGACCUAUAUACACCGUCUUCUACAUCAUCUCUGUCCUACUAAGAAUUAUUCUGGAAGUCAUCGCUUUUUGGUUACAGAGCCAUCUCUUUGGUUUCCAGGUUCACCCACUCUACAUGUGUGAUGCCAGUGCCCUAGAAAAGACGUUCAACGUCACAAAAUGCAUGGUGCCAGAACACUUUGAAAAGACCAUAUUUUUAAGUGCAAUGUACACUUUCACUGUGAUCACGGUGCUGCUGUGUGUUGCUGAGAUAUUUGAGAUACUCUGUAGGAGAUUGGGUUAUUUGACCAAUCAA